AUGUCAAGUAAUAAAAUAAUUAAAAUUCAAAAACAGUUAACUUUUAAUCCAUCUUUGUUGUUGUUAUUGAAUAGAAAUAGAUAUAGGUUAUGCAAUCAAAAUUUAUACUAUUCAACAACAACAACAACAUCAGCAACACAGUACUAUAGUAAAGAGGAAAGAAGAGGAGGAUCCAUCGAUUAUUUAAAAAUACCAACACCACUACCAAAACCACCACAUAGCGAUCCUCACCCUCAAGAACCUAGAGACUCUAAUCCUCAAGCACCAAGACCACCCUCUGAAAGAUUCCCUUCACCAUUUCCGAAACCCCAAAGAAAAGAAAGACCAGAUUCAAGACCAGAAGAUGGUUAUCCAAAUCCUUCACCUAUUUAA
Heterostelium album PN500 is the source of this 372-nucleotide messenger RNA. RefSeq lists its product as uncharacterized. The coding region runs from base 1 to 372 and encodes 123 amino acids. The transcript has a single exon. Lineage: Eukaryota; Evosea; Eumycetozoa; Acytosteliales; Acytosteliaceae. The record is from RefSeq and is a predicted model, not a curated record.